CGGCGGCGCGAUGCGGUCGGUGAGCUACGUGCGGCGCGUGGCGCUGGACUUCGGCGGCAGCCUCUUCCCGCACGCCGUCUGCCUGGGCGACGCCGACAACGACGCGCUGAACGAGCUGGUGGUGGGCGACACCGGCGGGAAGCUGUCCGUCUACAAGAGCCACGAGAGCCGGCCCUGGGCGGUGCGGCCCUGCCAGGGGAUGCUCACCUGUGUUGGUGUAGGAGAUGUGUGCAAUAAAGGAAAGAACUUGAUUCUUGCAAUGAGUGCCGAAGGUUGGUUUCAUCUGUUUGACCUCACGCCCCCACCCUUGAAGCACCUGGAUGCCCCUGGCCACCAUGAGCCCCCAACAACUGAUGACCAGAAGCCGGGAUUCAGGCAGCACAUUCCUGCCAACACCAAAGUUAUGCUGAUCAGUGACAUCGAUGGAGAUGGGAAGAAUGAGUUGGUUGUGGGCUACACAGACCGCGUGGUGCGAGCCUUUCGCUGGGAAGACUCAUCCGAGAGUCCGGAGAAUAUUUCCGGGCAGCUGGUGCUGCUCAAGAAGUGGCUGCUGGAUGGACAGGUAGACAGCCUGUCUGUGAAUCCAGGCCCUGAUGGUGCUCCUGAGCUGAUCGUCUCCCAGCCUGGCUGUGGCUAUGCAAUCCUUCUCUGUACUUGGAAAGCCAAUCCCCGGCCUCCAGCGGAGGGGGAGGCAGACAGUGCUGCAGCUAGCAGGGAAGCCCCAAUUCGGGAUGUGAUUCUCCACCAGACGUCAGGUAGAAUUCAUAACAAGAAUGUUUCAACCCAUCUUGUUGGCAACAUUGGCAGAGGGGGUACCAAGCAGCACAGUGGCUCGGGUCUGUUUGCACUCUGCACUUUGGAUGGGACACUGAAGCUGAUGGAAAGGGCAGAUAAGCUGCUGUGGUCAGUGCAGGUCGACCACCAACUUUUUGCUCUAGAAAAACUGGAUGUUACCGGAAAUGGCUAUGAGGAAGUGAUUGCUUGUGCUUGGGAUGGCCAGACGUAUAUCAUAGACCACAGCCGGACAGUCGCCAGGUUCCAGGUAGAUGAAAAUGUGAGCGCCUUCUGUGCAGGUCUGUAUGCCUGCCAGGGAGGCCGCAACAGCCCUUGUCUGGUAUACAUCAGCUUCAACCAGAAGAUCUAUAUUUAUUGGGAUGUCCAGCUGGAAAGAAUGGAAUCCACCAAUCUGCUGAAGAUACUAGAGAGCAAUUCUGAAUAUGGAAAACUCCUGCAGCAGCUGGGCGUAGCUGGAGAUGAUGUUUCUGCUGUCAAAGAUCUGAUUCACAAUACACUCUACUUACCAGAACAUCAAUCAAGUACCCAUCAUCAGCAAAGGCAUCAAGCCAGGACAGACUCCUCCAAGUGCCGCACGACCAUCCAAGAAUCGUGA
This is a messenger RNA of Euleptes europaea (tarantolino), 1390 nucleotides long. It is a transcript of the gene ITFG2, whose product is annotated as integrin alpha FG-GAP repeat containing 2. Gene Ontology annotation, cellular component: KICSTOR complex. Bases 11 to 1390 code for a protein of 459 amino acids. The record is from RefSeq and is a predicted model, not a curated record. Gene Ontology annotation, biological process: regulation of TOR signaling. The transcript is spliced from 12 exons. NCBI's taxonomy places the organism in Eukaryota, Metazoa, Chordata, Lepidosauria, Squamata, Sphaerodactylidae.